UUGAAAAGUACUUAAAUAUUGAGUUUGAGUUAUGCCUACCGUUCUUCAAUUUAUGUGUAUAUAUAUAGAGACGUCUCUUCUUUCCAAUUUAUAUAUUCUUCUUCUUCUCAACUACACUAUCUUAGUCAAGCCCAGAACACUACACAAUGGGGUUUAGAGAGGUUUGGGUGUUGUCAAUAAUGCUUGCAAUUUCAAGUGCUGUUGUGGAUCAACAAACUUACAUUAUUCACAUGGACACCACAAAGAUGGUAACCCCCAACCCUGAACAAUGGUACACAGACAUUAUUGAUUCUGUCAAUGAACUCUCGUCUCUCGACGACAAUGAAGAAGCAUCAAAUGCUGCAGAGAUUCUCCAUGUUUACAAAACUGCCCUGUCAGGUUUUGCUGCAAAACUCACCUCAAAAAAACUGCAUUCUUUGAGCAAAAUUCCAGGGUUUCUAGCUGCCACUCCAAAUGAGCUACUGCAACUUCACACCACUCACUCUCCUCAGUUUCUUGGCCUACAAAGAGACCAUGGCCUUUGGAAUUUCUCAAACCUAGCUUCUGAUAUAAUUAUUGGUUUGCUUGACACUGGCAUUUGGCCUGAGCAUAUAAGUUUUCAAGACAAGGGUCUUUCCUCUGUGCCCUUAAAAUGGAAAGGCAUUUGCCAAACAGGCCCAAGGUUCUCUUCUUCUAAUUGUAACAAAAAGCUCAUUGGAGCAAGUGCUUACAUUAAAGGAUACGAGGCCAUCGUCGGUAGAUUGAACGAAACAGGGACUUUCCGAUCCCCCCGAGACUCGGAUGGCCACGGGACACACACGGCUUCUACUGCUGCAGGAAGCAUUGUUGAUAACGCAAGCUUUUAUAACCAAGGCAUGGGAGUAGCCUCUGGAAUGAGGUUCACCUCAAGAAUCGUAGCAUACAAAGUAUGUUGGCCUCUAGGCUGUGCGAAUGCCGAUAUUCUCGCAGCUAUGGACAGCGCCGUUGCUGAUGGAGUCGAUGUUUUAUCACUCUCUUUGGGAGGCGGUUCUAGUUCUUUUUACAAAGAUAAUAUUGCCAUAGCAGCAUUUGGUGCUAUUCAAAAAGGGGUUUUUGUUUCAUGUUCAGCUGGUAAUUCUGGUCCGUCACCCUCAACUGUUGGUAAUGCAGCCCCAUGGAUCAUGACAGUCGCUGCUAGUUACACCGACAGAACUUUCCCAACCACUGUCAAACUUGGAAAUGGGCAAGUUUUUGAAGGCUCUUCUUUGUAUUAUGGCAAGAGCAUAAAUGAACUCCCGCUUGUUUAUAACAAUACUGCUGGUGAUGGACAAGAAACAAAUGUUUGCAUUGCUGGUUCCCUUGACCCAUCAAUGGUGAAGGGAAAAAUUGUUAUAUGUGAAAGAGGAACAAUCUCAAGAACUAAAAAAGGAGAGCAAGUGAAGUUAGCUGGAGGAGCUGGAAUGAUUUUAAUUAAUACACAAUUUGAAGGUGAAGAGCUUUUUGCUGACCCUCAUGUUUUGCCAGCAACUACUCUCGGAGCUUCAGCUGGCAAAGCCAUCUUAGACUAUAUAGCAUCCUCGAAAACACAAGCAAAAGCUUCGAUUGUGUUCGAAGGGACUAAAUAUGGAAGUCAAGCACCGAGAGUUGCAGCAUUUUCUUCUCGAGGGCCAAGUUUAGUUGGACCUGAUGUUAUAAAGCCAGACGUAACGGCACCUGGUGUUAAUAUAUUAGCUGCUUGGCCUCCAAUUGUUAGCCCGAGUGAGCUCGCGUCUGAUACAAGAAGAGUGAUGUUCAACAUCAUUUCAGGGACUUCUAUGUCUUGCCCUCAUGUUAGCGGUUUAGCUGCAUUGCUUAAAUCGGCUCACAACGAUUGGUCGCCUGCUGCGAUUAAAUCUGCGCUCAUGACCACUGCCUACGUUACUGACAACAAAAUGAGUCUCAUUUCUGACGUCGGUCAAGCUAAUGGCGAACCGGCAACCCCCUUUACAUUUGGUUCUGGCCAUGUCGAUCCCGAGAAAGCAUCGGAUCCCGGGCUCAUCUACGAUAUCACACCCCAAGAUUACAUAAACUACUUAUGUAGCUUGAAGUAUAACUCAUCACAAAUUGCUUUAGUUUCAAGAGGGAAUUUCACUUGUUCAUCAAAAAGAACAGUUGUUAAGCCAGGAGACUUGAACUACCCUUCUUUCUCUGUGUUCAUGAAGAAGAAGGCCAAAAAAGUCAGUAUUACAUUGAAAAGAACGGUGACAAAUGUUGGUAUCACAAGGAGUGAUUACACUGUUAAAAUCAACAAUCCAAAAGGAGUAACAGUUAUUGUGAAGCCUGAGAAGUUAAGUUUUGGGAGUUUGGGAGAGCAGUUGAGUUACAAAGUGAGUUUUGUUUCAUUAGGAGGAAAGGAAGCUUUGGAUAAGUUUUCCUUUGGAUCUCUUGUUUGGAUCUCAGAAAAAUAUGCUGUUAGAAGUCCUAUAGUAGUAACUUGGCAAUAGAUAGAAGGAUGAUGUGGCUGCACUCUGGUAAUGCCCUCUAAGUUUAAUUUUAACUAAUUUAUAAGACAUAAAACUUUGAGUUUUUAAUGUCAACCCAUGAAAAUUUCACAUGUCAUGUGAUAAUGUAAUGCCUGUGCCCAAAACUAGGGACAAUAAUACUAUUAUAAAGCUUAUAAAACAA
Molecule: messenger RNA, 2622 nt
Organism: Cucumis melo (muskmelon)
Lineage: Eukaryota; Viridiplantae; Streptophyta; Magnoliopsida; Cucurbitales; Cucurbitaceae
Product: subtilisin-like protease SBT1.1
Exons: 4
Coding region: 147-2441 (764 amino acids)
Biological process (GO): proteolysis
Molecular function (GO): serine-type endopeptidase activity
Source: RefSeq, a predicted model, not a curated record